AUGGCCGAGCACCUAUUCCGUGUGCUUCAUGAUAGUGAAGAUGAUUUGGAGAUAACAAUUAACGAUCUGAUUCUGCAAGUUCGACAGAGGCUCGAACAGAUCCAGGGCCUUCAAAGGAAAAUAGAUAAAGUACAAGCCGAGGAUAAAACGUUCAAGGGGUCCAACUUGGCCAAAGAGCUCGAGGUGGUCCGAUUUGAGGUGGCCGCGUCCAAUAAUAAAGCUCAGGCUAAUGCGACCCAAUACAAGGUCGAUGUUGAAGCCACCCUAGCGCAGGACAAAAGCAUGGUGGAUCACGCGAGGUGGAAAGCUCGAAAGGAGGCCCUCGAGGGGGCCCGUGAUCAAAGCUUCGAUAUAUCUGCUGAAAUCGAGAUUGCUAGGGCAGAGGAAACAAAGGCUCGGAAGCUGGCUUUUCCCGAGGAAGACUCCAAGGCUUUGAGCGAAUCUAGAAGUGGAGAAGACUCUGAGGGCAAAGAUGCUUCUUCUGAUAAGGACCAAAUUAGCCUGAAAGUUUUGCAGCUAGUAGAAGCCUUUCAUGCAACAUUGGAAGAAGUUGUUGAAGCUGACCUCCUUGUGCAUGUGCUGGACUCAAGUGCACCUGAUCUAAAGGAGCAGCGGGAAGCAGUGUUGCAAGUUCUUGGGAAGAUAGGAGUCUCUGAGCAUAAGCUCCAGAAUAUGAUUGAAGUUUGGAAUAAGAUUGAUCUUCACGAGGAUUUCGUUGGAGAUGGUUAUUGCAACGAGGAUGAAGUUUCUAGCUGGUCAGACGAAAACAAUGAUGUAACAUCCAAUAAAUUGUGUGAAGAGGAUCUCCCUGAUUAUGAGACUAAUGAAAAUGAGGACCUUGAGCAAUCAGGCAAGCUUGAACAGGUCAUAGAUGAUCAACAAGGUGACUACUCUGAUGACUGGUUGGUCUCAGGCGAUGAACAAGAUUCCUGGGUUGACUACAAUAGUUCCUCGGUGGGCUGUGGGAGUACAGAGGUCCAGCAAAACAACCACUCUAAGAAGUCGGAGGUUAUUAGUAGUGAAACCCAGUCCGUCUCUGAGUCUGCUACAGCUACACAUGUCAGGACGUCUGCCUUAACAGGUGUUGAAUUGCAAGAGUUGCUGGAGCUUUUUGAUGAAAGAUUGAAGCCCCAGAAAACCAUAGAGAAGAAUAUCUUUGACCGCAAAUGGAGACCACCACGCACAGAGGAUAGCAGAAUAGCUGUUGAACAAUAGUAUAUAUAAAAACAAGACAAGCAUUCAUCUCAAGGCAGUUGUGUUUAUCCACAACUAAAGAGGGUUGAAGUUUUAACACAAUUAGGAGGAUGUGUGACUAGCUACAUGCAUCUCCUUGACAUGGCAGAUUCGAACAUGGAUUGGAGCUGCCUUUGGUCAGUUGGUUAUUCGGGAUGAGUUCACUCCCACUGUGAAUGCUACACUAAGGUUGUCCUAUCUCUGGUGUUUCUAUUCUCUGAAUAACCUGCGUUGCUUACCAAAACAUGCAUGCCUAUUGUAACUGGUUCACAAGCUCUUCAUAUCCAUUUUAAACAUGCGGCCUGUAGAUACAAUGUGUAUUUCCUUCAUGUUACAUCAUGUACUUUGAAUAACUCCAUACAUGUUUCAUGUUGUUGUGUGGCAUUGGACGUUAAAAUGCCGUGAGACGAAAUAAUCAAGUUGUACCCGAAAGAACUAUCAGCAUAUUUGUAACUUAAUAGUGAAUUGUGUUCGAGGAA
Molecule: messenger RNA, 1712 nt
Organism: Nicotiana tabacum (common tobacco)
Lineage: Eukaryota; Viridiplantae; Streptophyta; Magnoliopsida; Solanales; Solanaceae
Source: RefSeq, a predicted model, not a curated record